Ascochyta rabiei is the source of this 2769-nucleotide messenger RNA. RefSeq names its product MSH2 protein. Gene Ontology annotation, cellular component: MutSalpha complex; nucleus. The coding region runs from base 1 to 2769 and encodes 922 amino acids. The record is from RefSeq and is a predicted model, not a curated record. The transcript has 2 exons. Gene Ontology annotation, biological process: mitotic recombination; mismatch repair. Lineage: Eukaryota; Fungi; Ascomycota; Dothideomycetes; Pleosporales; Didymellaceae. Gene Ontology annotation, molecular function: mismatched DNA binding; ATP binding; ATP-dependent DNA damage sensor activity.
AUGGCGUCCAGACCGGAGAUGCGAGAAGACGAUGAGUCUGGCUUUUGCAAGUUCUUCCGCAACCUCCCGUUGAAAAACGACGAUACCGUCCGGAUAUUCGACCGAGGCAAUUACUACAGUGCCCAUGGCGAAGAUGCAAAAUUUAUCGCAAACAAUGUCUACCGGACGACAGCCGUACUGCGCAAGCUGGGCCGAGAGCCGGGCCUCGAAUCUGUCACCAUGACCACGAUGGUCUUCCGAAACUUUCUCCGAGAUGCACUCUUCCGCCUGAGCAAACGUAUAGAAAUCUGGCAGUCGACAGGGAAGCGAAUGGACUGGAAGGUGGUGAAGCAGGCUUCACCUGGUAACCUGCAGGACCUGGAGGACGAACUUGGUGGGCAUAUUGAGAAUUCGCCAAUCAUACUGGCUGUCAAGAUAAGUGCCAAAGCUUCAGAAGCACGUAACGUCGGUGUCUGCUUCGCCGAUGCAAGCGUGCGGGAGCUCGGUGUGACGGAAUUUCUCGACAACGACCUAUAUUCGAACUUCGAGUCGCUUCUGAUUCAACUUGGCGUGAAAGAGUGCCUAAUCCAGGCAGACGGAAACAAGAAAGACGUUGAGUUGAACAAGCUUCGGACAAUCGCAGACAAUUGUGGGUGCGCUGUUGCAGAGCGAGGAGCCGCCGACUUUGGUACCAAAGAUACCGAGCAGGAUCUCCCGCGUUUGUUGAAAGAUGAAGGCGCGGCUGGCACACUGCCGCAAACCGAUCUCAAACUAGCAAUGGGUUCGGCAGCUUGUCUGAUCAGGUACCUGGGCGUUAUGUCCGAUACAUCCAACUUCGGCCAGUAUCAGCUGUAUCAGCACGACCUCACACAAUACAUGAAGCUUGAUGCAGCAGCUUUGAAGGCGCUGAACCUGAUGCCAGGACCCAGGGACGGAGCAAAGAAUAUGAGCUUGUAUGGCUUACUCAACCAUUGCAAGACACCCACUGGUAGCCGACUGCUUUCUCAGUGGUUGAAGCAACCUCUCAUGAACCUUGCUGAGAUUGAGAGGCGGCAACAGCUCGUUGAGGCAUUUGUCAAUGAUACCGAGCUACGGCAGACUAUGCAGGAAGAACAUCUGCGAUCCAUACCUGAUCUGUACAGGCUCGCAAAGAAGUUUCAACGCAAGGCUGCGAAUCUCGAGGAUGUUGUCCGCGCGUAUCAGGUUAUCAUUCGUCUACCUGGGUUCCUGGAAUCGCUUGAUGCUGUCAUGGACGAGCAGUACAAGGAUCCUCUGGACGCGGAAUACACCUCGAAAUUGCGACAAUACUCGGCAGCUUUCUUAGGCCUACAGGACAUGGUUGAGACGACAGUGGAUCUUGAUGCACUGGACAACCACGAGUUCAUCAUCAAGCCCGAGUUUGACGAAGCAUUGCGCACGAUUCGUAAGCGCCUUGAUAGACUCAAGCGCGAGAUGGAGUCGGACCACAUGAAGGCCGGAGAUGAUCUGAACCAAGACACAGAGAAGAAGCUGUUCCUCGAGAAUCACAAAGUUCAUGGGUGGUGCUUCAGGUUGACCAGGAAUGAAGCAGGUUGCAUACGACAGAAGAAACAAUACCAGGAAAUCUCGACACAGAAGAACGGCGUCUACUUCACAACACCAUCCCUGCUGGAGAAGCGCCGAGAAUUCGAUCAGUUGUCGGAGAACUACAACCGAACACAAUCAGGGCUUGUCAACGAGGUCGUUGCCGUAGCUUCGUCGUACGUCCCAGUCGUUGAGAAGCUGGCUGCUGUGCUCGCACAUCUUGAUGUGAUUGUUGCCUUUGCACACGUGUCAGUGCAUGCACCUACAUCGUACACGCGACCGACAAUGCAUCCGCGUGGGACUGGCAACACCAUUUUAAAGGAAGCUCGACACCCCUGCCUCGAGAUGCAAGACGACGUAUCUUUCAUUACGAACGAUGUCAGCUUGGUACGCAACGAGAGCGAGUUUCUCAUCAUAACAGGGCCAAAUAUGGGUGGCAAAUCGACAUACAUUCGACAGAUCGGUGUUAUUGCCCUCAUGGCACAGAUUGGGUGCUUUGUCUCAGCCUCAGAAGCAGAGCUUACCAUCUUCGACUGCAUACUUGCGAGAGUAGGCGCAAGUGAUAGUCAGAUCAAAGGUGUCUCCACCUUCAUGGCGGAGAUGCUGGAGACUGCGAACAUUCUCAAAUCGGCCACAAAAGAGUCGCUCAUCAUCAUCGACGAGCUGGGUCGCGGCACAAGCACAUAUGACGGGUUUGGUCUUGCAUGGGCCAUAUCCGAGUACAUCGUGAAGGAGAUUGGCGCUUUUGCGCUCUUCGCGACACACUUCCACGAGCUCACUGCUCUUGUGGAUACCUACCCUCAGGUUCAGAACCUGCAUGUCGUAGCACACAUAUCAGAAGGUACUGCAGAGACGGAAGGCGGAGUGCAGAAGAAGCGUGAAGUCACCCUGCUCUAUAAAGUCGAGCAAGGUUUCUCAGACCAGUCGUUUGGGAUUCACGUGGCCGAGCUAGUUCGCUUUCCACAGAAGGUCAUCAGCAUGGCCAAGCGAAAGGCAGACGAGCUUGAAGACUUCGCAGGGAAGCACGAAGAGGGUUUCGUUCAGGCAAGCAGGGAGGAGGUUGAGGAGGGAAGCAAGAUGCUCAAGGAGAUGCUGGCCAAGUGGAAACAGGAAGUGGAAAGCCAGGGCCUAACCAAAAAGCAGCAGGUCGAGCGAAUGCGCGAGCUCGUCAGGGAGAACCAGGCGCUGCAGGGUAAUGGGUUCUUCAAGGGCAUACAAGCAUUGUAA